CACAGCGCGGCGGCCGCCCCCGCCGGCCGUUGGAAAAUGGCGUCCGUCGCCGAGCUGAAAGCAGUUUUAAAGGAUACCUUAGAGAAAAGAGGAGUUUUAGGACACCUGAAAGCGAGGAUACGAGCCGAAGUUUUUAACGCACUCGAUGAUCAAAGUGAACCGCGGCCACCACUGUCUCAUGAAAACCUCUUAAUCAAUGAACUAAUUCGUGAGUACUUGGAAUUCAACAAAUAUAAGUACACAGCAUCGGUCCUUACAGCAGAAUCUGGUCAACCCCUAGUUCCACUGGAUAGACAAUUUCUCAUCAAUGAAUUAAAUGCGGUUGAAGAUCCAACUGGGAAAGAUAUACCUCUCUUAUAUGGAAUUAUAGCCCAGUUCUUGCAUGGGAGUGAUAAAGAAGGCAUCCAAAAUGCAUAUUUGAAAGGAUCUUCACUUCAACUUCCAAGACAAAAUGUCGGCAGACCACCCAGUGAAAGAAAUCAAAUGGGAAACAUUCCGGAACAAGGGAGAUCGGCAGGUUCUAGCGGUGAGGAUAAACACGCCGCCAGGAGCUCGAACAGAUGACAGUUUACAUUUUAUACAUAGAUGAAAUGACUUAAUUACCAAAAUAGAGCAACAGUUCAUAUAAAUGUAUUCCGCAGUGCUUUUUUAAGUAUCUGGAACAUCUGUAGCUAAUGUCUGUUUUCUUCUGAAUAAAUCCUAUAAUUCCUAACCU
Tachyglossus aculeatus (Australian echidna) is the source of this 715-nucleotide messenger RNA. RefSeq names its product centrosomal protein 20 (gene CEP20). The coding region runs from base 37 to 564 and encodes 175 amino acids. Gene Ontology annotation, cellular component: motile cilium; centrosome; ciliary basal body. Gene Ontology annotation, biological process: microtubule anchoring; cilium assembly. Lineage: Eukaryota; Metazoa; Chordata; Mammalia; Monotremata; Tachyglossidae. The record is from RefSeq and is a predicted model, not a curated record. Gene Ontology annotation, molecular function: protein binding. The transcript is spliced from 5 exons.